Messenger RNA from Macadamia integrifolia, 1802 nucleotides. RefSeq names its product protein JINGUBANG-like. Bases 25 to 1485 code for a protein of 486 amino acids. Gene Ontology annotation, molecular function: protein binding. NCBI's taxonomy places the organism in Eukaryota, Viridiplantae, Streptophyta, Magnoliopsida, Proteales, Proteaceae. The transcript is spliced from 2 exons. The record is from RefSeq and is a predicted model, not a curated record.
UCUCUUGCUGUUCUUUUCUGUGUCAUGGAAUACUAUAGUAGUAGUAGUAGUAAGAGAACCCUCUGGCACUUCUUAGACGAAGAGGAGAGGAACCCAAGAACCCUAGACCAAAUGUCAGAACCCGAUCCCCACUUCAGUCCCUCCAGACCUUCCUCUGCUUCCAUGAUCCAACUCUCACCACCUAGCCCUGGCUCACCAUGGACUCUCUCUCCUCUUCACCCUUCCUCUUCUCCUUCCCUACUCUACCACUGCGUUGCUGCACUCCAUCGUCACGAAGGCAACAUCUUAUCCAUUGCUGUCCUUCGAGGCAUCGUCUUCACCGGCUCCGAAAGCUCUCGGAUUCGGGUGUGGCGACAACCGGAAUGUGUCGAACGUGGUUAUAUUAAGUCCAACUCUGGCGAAGUACGUUCCUUGUUAGCCUACGGUAACAUACUCUUCACCACACACAGAGAUUGCAAGGUUCGGGUUUGGAGCGUUUCCGUGUCGGAGAAUUUCCGAUACAAGAAGAUCACAAGCUUGCCUAAACGAAGUUCCUUCUCUUUUUUCUCCAGGACGAGCUCGCAGCAACACAAGGACUGUAUCUCUUGCCUUGCUUACUACCACGCCGAGGGGUUACUCUAUACGGGUUCCUGGGACAGAACGGUCAAAGCUUGGCGGGUCUCCGAUAAGAAAUGUGUUGACUCGUUCGUGGCUCACGAAGACAAUGUCAACGAGAUUGUGGUCAACCAAGAGGACGGCUGUGUUUUCACAUGCUCAUCUGAUGGAUGCGUUAAGAUAUGGAGAAGGGUGUAUGGGGAAAGCUCCCAUACACUAACUAUGACACUUAAGUUCCAACCUUCCCCAGUGAAUGCCUUAGCCUUGAGCUGGUCGCCUGGUUCUUGCUUCCUUUAUUCCGGUUCGUCAGAUGGGUUCAUCAAUUUUUGGGAGAAGGAGAAGGGUUCGGGUCGGUUCAACCAUGGUGGGUUUUUACAAGGGCAUAGGUUUGGGGUUCUAUGUUUGGUAGCAGUUGAGAGGUUGGUGUUUAGUGGUUCGGAGGAUACGACCAUUAGGGUUUGGAGAAGAGAGGAAGGGAGCUGCUUCCAUUCUUGUUUGGCUGUGUUGGAUGGGCAUGUAGGGCCUGUGAGGUGCUUGGCUGCUUGUCCGGAGGUAGAGAAGGUGGCUAUGGGGUUCUUGGUGUAUAGUGCUAGUUUGGAUCGAACGUUUAGGGUUUGGAGGGUGAAGGUGUUUCCAGGAGAGACGAAGGUGAAAUUUGAAGAAAGUCAGAGGAUUGAUCAGAACAGCAAGAUCAUGGAGUAUGAGACCAGUCCAGUGUUAUCUCCAUCGUGGGUCGAAAGAAAGCUUCAAGAUCAGAAGAAGAAAAAGAUAGGAAGGGAAGAAGUAGAGAUAACGAGUGAAUCUGGAUUAGAUGAAGAGCAAAUAGUUGAUGAUGAAGCUCUGGAUGGACGUUAUUCGUAUUCUCAAUCCAAUUUUGCAUUUCCUCCUUGAAGUUGGUCGUAGAGACAAAGCCAUUUUCAUGGUUUCUCAUUGGCUCUACUGCGUAUGGGUACCCAGGAACCGGGUCGAACGGUUAGUUUGCUCCUUAAUCAGGCCGGCUUUUUAGUCUUUCUCGGUCUUUUAUGUCUAAUUUUUUGGCUAAUCAAUCAAUUAUCAUCAGGGUUCGGACAAAUUGUGCUUACUUAAGGGUGUAAAUCGAUUAUUUGGUUUGACUUCGGUUGGUUCUAAAGAGUAUUGGUGUGAUUCUCGAACCGAAUCAAGAACCCAAUCAGUUCUAAAAUUCGAUAUUCAAAUCGAACCUGAUCGGA